AUGGACAAAAGUUGGAUGGAGAAGAGGAGGGGUACAAGGGAAUAUUUUGAAGGUGUAAACCAAUUCAUGGAAUUUGCCUCUCCAUCCAUGCACGAUGGGAAGAUCUUAUGUCCAUGUGUGAAAUGUGUGAAUUUGCUUAUACAAUUGCUAAAUGUGGCACGUGAUCAUUGUUGGUCUUCGGGGAUGCUUAAAAAUUACAAAGUUUGGAAAUUUCAUGGUGAAUCGGCGGCUGCUACGCCGGCUACCGAAUGUGGGAGCUCUCAUGUGCAUGAAACCCGAAAUCUAUAUGGUGAUUUUUGUGGGAUGUUGCACGAUUUGUGCCCCCCGCAUGAAAUGCCACCCGAACCAAUGGAAGAAGGUCCAAUUGCGCAACAUCCGGCUGAAGGUUCGAAUGAUGACACCAAGAAGUUUUACAAGAUGAUAGAUGAUUUGAAGACUCUGUAUGGUUGGACAAAUAAGGCAUUUACUCUGUUGCUUGAAGUCCUGAUGGAUAUGCUUCCUUUAGACGCUAAGUUGCCAAAGGACCAUUAUGAGGCUAAGAAGAUAAUUCGAGAUUUGGGUUUGGGUUAUGAGAAGAUCCAUGCUUGUCCCAAUGAUUGUAUGCUAUUUUGGAAGCAAAAUGUUAACCUCGAGGCGUGUCCUUGUUGUAAAGCUUCAAGGUGGAAAAAAAAUGAGGCAUCUGUUGCUAGUAAGCAUGCUUUAUCCAAUAAGGGGAAGAAGAAAGCUGCGAAGAUCCUACGGUGGUUCCCCUUAAAGCCAAGAUUGCAGCAACUAUUUCUUUCACCCGAUCUGGCUAGUUCUAUGAAAUGGCAUGUUAAUGGUCGUACUGAUGAUGGGGUAAUGCGGCAUCCUGCUGACUUAGAUGCAUGGAAAAUGUUUGACAGUAAGCAUUUACACUUCUCAUCUGACCCUCGUAAUGUCAGACUUGGAUUAGCUGCGGAUGGAUUCAACCCCUUUGGAAUUAUGAGUACUAGUCACAGUACGUGGCUUAUCAUGUUGGUCCCCUACAAUCUCCCACCUUGGCUGUGCAUGAAACGGUCAUCUUUGUCAUUAGUUAUUCCUAGUCCUACCUCGCCAAGGAUUGCUAUAGAUGUGUACUUGGAACUAUUAGUAGAAGAACUAAGGGAGUUAUGUGAUGUUGGAGUACAAGCAUACGAUGCAUCUUCAAAAGAAGUAUUUCAAUUGCAUGCAGCAUUGAUGUAG
This is a messenger RNA of Quercus lobata, 1203 nucleotides long. RefSeq lists its product as uncharacterized. The coding region runs from base 1 to 1203 and encodes 400 amino acids. NCBI's taxonomy places the organism in Eukaryota, Viridiplantae, Streptophyta, Magnoliopsida, Fagales, Fagaceae. The transcript is spliced from 2 exons. The record is from RefSeq and is a predicted model, not a curated record.